Alligator sinensis (Chinese alligator) is the source of this 2295-nucleotide messenger RNA. RefSeq names its product DEAH-box helicase 32 (putative) (gene DHX32). Gene Ontology annotation, molecular function: RNA binding. Lineage: Eukaryota; Metazoa; Chordata; Crocodylia; Alligatoridae. The record is from RefSeq and is a predicted model, not a curated record. Gene Ontology annotation, cellular component: intracellular anatomical structure; spliceosomal complex. Bases 1 to 2250 code for a protein of 749 amino acids. The transcript has 11 exons.
AUGGAAUUUUUAACCUUUCCUUCAGAGAAGCACUGCUUUACUGAAUUACUUGAUUCCAGUAAUGGAGAAGAAGAAAAAAUGUUAGCAUGUGAAGAAGAUUUAGAGAUGAAUCCUUUUGAUGGUUUGCCAUAUUCUUCCCAUUAUUAUGAACUUCUGAAAGAAAGAGAAGAACUUCCAAUAUGGAAAGUAAAAUAUGCUUUCAUGGAAAUUCUGCUUCAUAAUCAAAUUGUGAUUGUAUCAGGAGAUGCUAAAAGUGGCAAGAGCUCCCAGAUUCCUCAGUGGUGUGCUGAGUAUUGCCUUUCUGUCCAGUAUCGAUAUGGAGGGGUAGUCUGCACACAGGUGCACAUGCAGACAGCAGUCUGGUUGGCACUACAUGUAGCUGAUGAGAUGGAUGUCAACCUUGGCCAUGAAGUGGGUUAUGUCAUCCCAUUUGAAAGCUGCUGCACCACUGAAACAAUCCUGAGAUACUGUACAGAUGACAUGUUACAAAGAGAAAUGAUGUCCAUUCCUCUUUUGAGCAGCUAUGGGGUCGUCAUAUUAGAUGAUGUUCAUGAAAGAACAGUUCCAACAGAUGUAUUAAUUGGACUUCUUAAAGGUGUUUUGCUAUCAAGACCAGAGCUGAAGUUGGUAAUAAUUACAGCCCCUCAUAUGUCCAGCAAACUUCAAGACUAUUACAGUAGUGCGCCCCUCAUAAGGGUGGAAAACAAACAUCACGUAGAUGUUGUAUACACUUGUACCAUUCAAAAAGACCAUUUUCUCUCUGCUUUAAGACUGCUCUUUGAGAUACAUCAUACAAAAGAAAGGGGUGAUAUUGUGGUCUUUCUGGCAUGUGAACAAGAAAUUGAAAAAGCCUACCAAAUCAUCAGGCAAGAGGGGUCUAAUUUAAAUCCUGAUCUUGGAGAAUUGGUCCCAGUUACUUUAUAUCCUAGACAAAAAGAAGUAAUUUUCAAAGAAAAUGAAGAUGAAGAAAAAUGUUGCAAAAAUUACAAAAGAAAAGUGCUACUAACCACAAGUUUUGGAGAAUCUUUGGUUUGGAUCAAGACUGCAACUUUUGUCAUCGAUGUUGGUGUGGAGAGAAGAAAGGUUCAUAAUCCUAGAAUCAGAGCAGACUCUAUAAUAAUGCAGCCCAUCAGUAAAAGCCAAGCAGAGAUGCGCAAGCAAAUUCUGGGCACGUCUUCAUCAGGAAAGUUAUUCUGCUUGUACCCUGAAGAAUUUACAUACAAGGAAAUGAAACUACACUCGCAAGCCAAAAUACAGGAAUCCAAUCUAACUAGCAUGGUUCUUUUUCUGAAGAGGAUGGCUAUAGCAGGCUUGGGCCAUUGUGACUUCAUAAAUAGGCCAGCUCCUGAAAGCCUGAUGCAAGCUUUGGAAGAUCUAGAUUAUUUGGCAGCCCUAGAUAACUAUGGAAACCUUUCUGAAAUUGGAAUAAUUAUGUCAGAAUUUCCUCUGGACCCACAGCUGUCAAAGUCGAUUUUAGCUUCCUAUGAAUUCAACUGUGUAGACGAAAUGCUCACUAUUGCUGCCAUGGUAACAGCUACUAAUUGCUUUUCACGCCCCCCACCUGGAACUGAAGAAAUUGCUCUUACAUGCUGGCGAAAAUUCUCGCACCUUGCAGGGGACCACUUUACUCUUAUCAAUGUCUUCAAGGCCUACAAAGAAACCAUUGCAAAUUCCACGAGCCAGUACUAUGAUGUUGAGAAGUGGUGUCGUGAUUAUUUCCUGAACUGUUCAGCACUGAGGAUGGCAGAAGUUAUCAGAGCUGAAUUAGCAGACAUUAUAAAGUGCAUAGAACUUCCCAUUUCAAAACCUGACUUUGGAUCAAAAGAAAAUAUAUUAAACAUAAAGAAAGCUCUUUUAUCUGGAUACUUUAUGCAAAUUGCUCGUGAUGUAGAUGGCUCGGGAAACUACUUAAUGUUAACACACAGGCAAAUAGCUCAGCUUCAUCCCUUCUCAGCAUAUUACAACACCAGGCGGAUUCCUGAGUGGGUGUUAUUCCAUGAAUUUUGUAUAUCAGAAAACAAUUGUAUAAGAGUCGUCUCCGAGAUAUCACCUGAUCUAUUUGUGGAGCUGGCACCUCAAUAUUAUUUUAGCAAUCUGCCUCCUAGUGAAAGUAAGGAUAUUCUGCAGGAAGUAAUAAAUCAUUUAUCACCCGUUUCAACAACAAAGGAGGAACAGAAAACAAAUGGCAAAGACAAAGAAUAUGAAAAAUAUCCACAAACUCCGGCUGAACAAAGAUGCAUUAUUCAAUGACUUUGAUAUCCAACUACAUUCAGGCAAACAGUAUGUGCAAUGUAU